Molecule: messenger RNA, 1018 nt
Organism: Dicentrarchus labrax (European seabass)
Lineage: Eukaryota; Metazoa; Chordata; Actinopteri; Moronidae
Gene: prorsd1
Product: prolyl-tRNA synthetase domain containing 1
Exons: 4
Coding region: 117-626 (169 amino acids)
Molecular function (GO): aminoacyl-tRNA deacylase activity
Source: RefSeq, a predicted model, not a curated record
UGCAGCAGAGUUCAGCUUCCUGUUCGGAAGAAGAGUCGCCUGCGUGCAGCUGUUUCUGUCCAUUGACGUGCACCUCUGUUUCUGUCCAUUGAUUUUUAAAAACACAUUCAUUGAAGAUGUCAGAAGGUCUGCGCUCAGAACUGGAGAAAUAUCUGGAGACUUUAAACAUCCAGACGACCUGCGUGGACCACCCGCCGGUGUUCACGGUGGAGGAGAUGAUGCCCCACCUGCAGGAGGUGAGCGGAGCCGUCACUAAGAACCUCUUCUUGAAGGACAAGAAGAAGAAAGGCCUGUGGCUGGUGUCAGCCCGCCACGACCGCCAGGUGAACCUCAACGACCUCGCCAAGAAGCUUGGUGUCGGCAGCGGCAACCUGCGCUUCGCAGACGAGGCGGCCAUGUUGGAGAAACUCAAGGUGGGUCAGGGCUGCGCCACGGCUCUCGCUCUGCUCUUCGAUAAGGACCAGAGUGUGAAGUUCGUCUUGGACCGGGACCUGGUAGAGGGAGGCCACGAGAUGGUCUACUUCCACCCCAUGACCAACGCCGCCACCAUGGGGCUCCGACCAGACGACCUGCUGCGGUUCCUCAAGGAGACGGGCCACGAACCUGUCCUGGAGAGCUUCGAGUAGGGUGGGAAAGGAACCUGGAGCGGAACCGGGGUUAAAACCUGGAUGAGAGCAGCCUGCAGGGACUGAACCUGACUCGUGUUGUUAGAACAGGACAUGAAAAAGCCUGCAGCACAUAUGAACUCUGGUUCAGAUGUUUAGAAAUGAUACAAAAUGAUAAAAUGACAACAUGAAUGAGAAGUGUCUAAAAGUUAUGAUUUAAAACAGAACGUGAACAUUUUACUGCUUCAGUUACAGCUCUGCCAAAAAUCAUUUUUUUAAGAUUUUCAAAAGAUGAAAUGUUUUUGACAAUUUAUGAGACAGAAAUUAGCAGUUUAUUUCUCUGUUACUUAGUAAAGCUCAAGUCUGUUUAUUAUUUAAUGUUUUAGCUCAGUAAAAACCAACUGAAGAUCGUC